This is a messenger RNA of Dendrobium catenatum, 741 nucleotides long. RefSeq lists its product as uncharacterized. NCBI's taxonomy places the organism in Eukaryota, Viridiplantae, Streptophyta, Magnoliopsida, Asparagales, Orchidaceae. Gene Ontology annotation, biological process: regulation of transcription by RNA polymerase II; regulation of cyclin-dependent protein serine/threonine kinase activity; DNA repair. Gene Ontology annotation, cellular component: transcription factor TFIIH holo complex. The record is from RefSeq and is a predicted model, not a curated record.
AUUCAAUAAAAGAGAAGAGGAUUUUCCAUCCUUGAAGGAGUACAAUGAUUAUCUGGAAGAAGUGGAAGAUAUGACUUUCAAUUUAAUAGAAGGAAUAGAUGUUGAUGCAAUUGAAUCUAAUAUUGCUAAAUAUCAAGAAGAGAAUGCUGACCAGAUUAUCAUUGCUCGAGCCCGGAAGGCAGAAGAAUUAGCAGCUGCACUAAAUGCAAGCAAAGGACCUGUACAGACUGAAACUACAGAUUUGGGUGCUGGAUUGGGCUCACAAACCACAGGUACUGGCUUGCAAGGGCACUAUGCCCCCACCACUCUACCUGGUUCCGGGCUCUUGCAACCUCGUCCUACAGGCAUGGUACCACAGCCUUUACCGAUUGGGGGUCUAAGUAUUCACCCUCAUGGCUAUGCAGUUGAGGAUGAGGAAGGGAUGAAGUUGAGGGCAGAGAGAGCUGCAAAAGCUGGUGGAUGGACUGCGGACUUGAGCAGAAAAAGAGCACUUGAAGAAGCAUUCAAUAGUAUUUGGAUUUGAUAAACUUCUUUCAAGAAGAAAGUAAAUGUAGACCUCCACUAUAUCUCUUAGGAGAGAGGUUGAAUGUGCACUUUUUUCUUGAUUCAUAGAUAACGAUAAAUGUAUUUUUUUGAGUCCGUUAUUUUCUCCUGAGAGGCGGUAAAGGAUGAGCAUACUACAAUGCACGUUUAAUUUGAGGAUGUCUACUGAAAAUUUAUGAAUUUGACCCGCGUAGUAUA